AUGGCAUCCUCUAAUCUCCCAUCUAUAAUGAAAGCCAUCCUCCAGUCCAACAAGCACUCCCACAAACUCAUCCUCUCAUCUCAACAACCAGUUCCUACCCGAACCCAUCCUCAAGACAUCCUCGUCAAAGUCCACGCUACCUGCCCCUGCAAGGGUGAACUCGACUGGGCCCUCUGGGCGUCCGAGUUCAUCGGCGACAAGAUCCCCAUUCCCGGCCAAGACCUCGCAGGAACCGUCGUCUCAGCCCCAGAGAAUAGCGGCUUCAGACCCGGCGACGAGGUCUACGCCCGUAUUGAAGCCAACCGUCCUGGCGCAGGUGCUGAAUAUGUCCUCGCCCGGGUCUCUGAGCUUGCCAUCAGACCCAAGAACUUGACCUGGGCUGAAACUGCGGCGAGUCCUAUCAGUGCGCUUACUGCAUAUCAGGGAUUGUUCACUAGAGGAGGUUUAGAUCCUGAGGCUGUGAAAGGCGAUGGAGCUGCGCGGGAGAAGAAUGGCAAGAUCCGGGUUUUGAUCAAUGGUGCUGCUGGGGGAGCGGGAAGCUGGGCGGUGCAGCUCGCUCGUAUCGCUGGAGUCAAUACUAUCGCAGGAGUUGUUGGAACACAGAAUAUCGAUCUCGUUCGACAACUUGGUGCGACUGAGACCAUCGACUACAAGAAGCAGAGCAUCGGAGAGUGGGUUGCCCAAGAUCCCGCAUCUCGACAAUUCGACCUUGUCUUUGACUGUAUUGGUAUGCCUUCUCUGGCCCAGAUGUGGUAUGCAGUUCGAGAGGGAGGAAUCCUGGUCAGCGUCUGUGCUCCACCAGAGCAGAAUCGUCCGGAGGAUGUCAAGAAGGAUGUCAACAGUUUCUUCUUCGUCAUUGACCCCAUCGGCAAGGAUCUAGAUGUCAUCACUAAGCUCCUGGAAGCAGGUCAGAUUAAGCCGCAUAUUGAUAGCGUGGUUGGUCUCGACGAUUUUGAAGAUGCCUGGGAGAAAGUUGAGUCGGGUUGA
Molecule: messenger RNA, 987 nt
Organism: Fusarium proliferatum ET1
Lineage: Eukaryota; Fungi; Ascomycota; Sordariomycetes; Hypocreales; Nectriaceae
Exons: 1
Coding region: 1-987 (328 amino acids)
Molecular function (GO): oxidoreductase activity
Source: RefSeq, a predicted model, not a curated record